UUUUUUGACUUGGUAUAUUUAUUUGUUUGGCUGCAAAAUAACAACCACAACCCUCAAUUGUUCAGCUUGUCCAGAGGAAGAAGACAUUUACAAUGGGAAAGAAAAAACUUGAUAUCUACUCGGUUGAGAUCAGCGGAACAAAGGAUGUGGAAGCAAUUGGGAAAGGAGAUGAAAAGUACAUCGAUUUGAAAAAGAACAAGAAAAAAGGCAAGGAAGCCGAAGACCUCAAGAAAGAGUUGGAUCUGGAUGAUCACAAACUCAGUAUUCAAGAACUAGAAGACAAAUAUGGUACAAGUAUCAUUAAAGGUCUUACAAGUGCAAGAGCUGCAGAGGUUUUGGCCCGAGAUGGUCCCAAUGCUUUAACUCCCCCCAAAUCUACUCCAGAGAUAAUUAAGUUUCUCAAACAGAUGAUAGGAGGGUUUUCUAUCCUUUUGUGGGUUGGAGCUAUCCUCUGCUGGAUCGCUUUUGGGAUUCAGUAUGCACAGAAAGUUUCUUCAGCAUUUGAUAAUCUCUAUCUGGGUGUGGUCCUUGCACUGGUUGUAAUCCUGACGGGGAUGUUUGCUUAUUAUCAAGAAGCUAAAAGCACGAACAUAAUGUCCAGUUUCAGCAAAAUGAUACCACAGCAAGCCCUUGUCCUCAGAGAUGCAGAGAAAAAGGAAAUCCCAGCAGAUCAACUGGUAGUGGGCGACAUUGUCGAAAUCAAAGGUGGAGACAGGAUCCCAGCUGACAUCCGGCUGAUCUCCAGUCAGGGUUGUAAGGUGGAUAACUCUUCCCUUACUGGAGAGUCAGAGCCUCAGUCCCGUUCCUGUGAUUUCACGCAUGAAAAUCCGCUGGAGACCAAAAAUAUUGCUUUUUAUUCCACAACUUGCUUGGAAGGUGCUGCUACAGGUAUAGUAAUCAACACAGGUGACAACACCAUCAUCGGAAGAAUUGCUUCUCUAGCUUCUGGGGUUGGGAAUGAGAAGACACCCAUUGCUCUGGAGAUAGAGCACUUUGUCCAUAUUGUAGCUGGAGUAGCUAUUUCCAUAGGAGUGCUUUUCUUCAUCAUUGCUGUUUCCAUGCACUACCAUGUUCUGGAUUCCAUCAUCUUCCUCAUUGGCAUUAUUGUGGCCAACGUACCUGAAGGGCUGCUGGCUACAGUUACUGUGAGUUUAUCCUUGACAGCAAAGAGAAUGGCAAAAAAGAAUUGUCUGGUGAAGAAUCUGGAAGCUGUGGAAACCCUGGGCUCUACAUCGAUUAUCUGCUCUGACAAGACAGGGACCCUGACGCAGAACAGGAUGACAGUAGCCCACCUUUGGUUUGACCAUGCCAUCUACUCAGCUGACACCAGUGAAGAUCAAUCAACCCAGACCUUUGACCAAACAUCUGGCACAUGGACUGCGCUGUCAAAAAUUGUAUCCCUAUGUAAUCGGGCGGAAUUCAGACCAGGGCAGGAGGAUGUGCCUGUCAUGAAGAGAAUUGUGGUGGGAGAUGCCUCAGAAACAGCUCUGCUGAAGUUCUCUGAAGUUGUUUUGGGUAAUGUGAUGGAAAUCCGGAAAACAAAUAGGAAAGUGACCGAGAUUCCUUUUAACUCCACUAACAAGUUUCAGCUUUCCAUCCAUGAGACUGAUGAUCCUGAAGAUAAACGUUUACUCCUGGUGAUGAAAGGUGCCCCUGAAAGGAUUCUGGAGAGAUGUAGCACUAUGAUGAUCAACGGAAAAGAGGAGCCACUGGAUGAGGAGAAAGCAGAAGCUUUCCAAACCGCGUAUAUGGCCCUGGGGGGCAUGGGGGAGAGAGUACUGGGUUUCUGUCAUCUGUAUUUGCCAGAGGAAGAAUUUCCAGACACUUACACAUUUAACACUGACACCAUGAAUUUCCCUACUAACAAUCUUUGCUUUGUGGGGCUCAUGUCAAUGAUCGAUCCUCCACGAUCCACUGUCCCAGAUGCUGUCAUCAAGUGCCGGAGUGCUGGGAUCAAGGUGAUCAUGGUCACUGGCGAUCAUCCCAUCACAGCCAAAGCUAUAGCCAAGAGUGUAGGAAUCAUUUCAGCCACCAGUGAAACAGUUGAAGACAUUGCAAAGCGCCUCAACAUCCCUGUUGAGCAGGUGAACAAACGAGAAGCCAGAGCUGCUGUAGUUAAUGGAAUGGAGCUGAAAGACAUGACUUCAGAACAACUGGAUGACAUCUUGAUCAACCAUUCAGAAAUCGUCUUUGCUCGCACUUCACCCCAGCAAAAACUGAUCAUAGUAGAGGGCUGCCAGAGACAGGAAGCAGUAGUGGCUGUGACUGGUGAUGGUGUCAAUGACUCCCCUGCUUUGAAAAAAGCUGACAUAGGCAUUGCCAUGGGCAUUGCUGGCUCUGAUGCGGCGAAAAAUGCAGCUGAUAUGGUCUUGCUAGAUGACAAUUUUGCUUCUAUCGUUACAGGAGUGGAGGAAGGUCGCUUGAUCUUCGACAAUCUGAAGAAAACCAUUGCCUACACCUUGACCAAAAACAUUGCUGAGCUCUGUCCUUUCCUGAUCUACAUCAUUGCCAGCAUCCCGCUGCCCAUUGGCACCAUCACCAUCCUUUUUAUUGACCUCGGCACAGACAUUAUUCCUUCUGUUGCACUGGCCUAUGAAAAAGCCGAAAGUGAUAUAAUGAAAAGGAAGCCACGCCACAAGAAAAGGGACAGGCUGGUCAACCAAGAGCUUGCAGUGUACUCCUACUUACAAAUCGGAAUUAUACAGACAAUUGGAGCCUUUCUGACCUAUUUUACUGUUUACGCUGAGCAGGGCUGGCUCCCUCAUUCACUCCUAAAUAUUAGAGUCGACUGGGAAAAUCAAGCUCUUGAUGACUUGCCAGACAGCUAUGGACAAGAAUGGACUUUUGAACAGCGGAGAAACCUACAAUAUCAUGGCUACACAGCCUUUUUUGUCAGCAUCACCAUUCAGCAAGUGGCUGACUUGGUUAUCAGAAAGACACGGCGGAAUUCUAUUUUCCAGCAAGGGCUCUUCAGGAACAAAGUUAUCUGGUUGGGCAUCAUCUCCCAGGUUGGAAUUGCUUUGAUUCUGUGUUAUGGUCUCGGAAGUGUGAAUGCCUUAAACUUCACACCUCUCAGGUUUCAGUAUUGGUUUGUAUCUAUGCCUUUUGCCAUCUUGAUAUGGGUCUAUGAUGAAUUCCGCAAGUUGUUCAUCAGGCGGUACCCAGGAAGUUGGUGGGAUAAAAAUAUGUAUUACUGAGAAUGCCUUCAAUCCCUCCUCAUUUCUCCUUGCUGGGGAGUGUCUCUUCUGCCAUCUAAGGCUUGAAGGUCCUUGGUGUGUGCAAUAUCAACCAACUGCAAAGAUUCUUAUCAGAGCAAAGAACUAAAAGACUCUUGGAUGGAUCGACUCCGUACUGUAAAAUCUUGUCCUUGGAUUAUCGACUUGAAUGCUGCUUUUGUAAUACCUAACCCCUUGUUCAAAGUGUACAAAGUUUAAAGAAAAGAAAACCAUGUUGUAUAUAGAAUGAAAGAAAUCACGUUCAUUGCAAUAAUAAUGUAAAUGACUUGCACUAGGUUUCUUAAUAUAUAUAUUUUUGUUGUUGAGAAUUAUUAUGACACGGUCUGUGGCAACCCAACUGUGAGCUUA
This is a messenger RNA of Sceloporus undulatus (fence lizard), 3584 nucleotides long. RefSeq names its product ATPase H+/K+ transporting non-gastric alpha2 subunit (gene ATP12A). Gene Ontology annotation, biological process: proton transmembrane transport; intracellular potassium ion homeostasis; potassium ion import across plasma membrane. Gene Ontology annotation, molecular function: P-type sodium:potassium-exchanging transporter activity; ATP binding; ATP hydrolysis activity. The record is from RefSeq and is a predicted model, not a curated record. Gene Ontology annotation, cellular component: membrane. Lineage: Eukaryota; Metazoa; Chordata; Lepidosauria; Squamata; Phrynosomatidae.